GAUGGCCUCCCGCGGAAUCGCUUCCAUGGCCCUGGCCUACUUCGCCUUCGAGGACCUCCCCAAAACCACGGAGAGCUUCGAUCUGGAGUACUUCGCCGAGGCCGCCGAGUUGCUCAUGUCGUGGGAGGGCGUGAUCCCCGACAGGUGCGGGGUCGUGGCCGUGAGCAAGGCGGCGGACAUCGCCUUCACCCUGGCCACGUGGGUGCCCGAGGUGAAGGCCGUGGUGAGCAUCAGCGGCUCGCCCGUCGCCUACGACUCCGUCAUCACCUACCAGGGCAAGACCAUCCUCGAGGGCUUCAAGAUGGACCUGAGCUUCAUCCGGCUGGACGAGCACGGUCGGCUCUACCCGCUCAGGGAGAUGAUCCAGCUGCUUACGCCCGACCACCCGCAGUUCAUCCCCAUCAACCUGGCGGACGACGACACCUACUUCCUGGUCGUGGGCGGCGACGACGACGCGUGGUCCUGCGACGUUCCCGUCCACAGCGUCCGGGAGCGAAUGGAGAUGUUCGGCCGGACGGAGAAGCUGGAGACGAAAGUGUACCCGGGAGCGGGUCACAUCCUGGAGCCUCCGUACGGCGCCCUCAUCCACCACUCGUACCACAGGCAUCUUCCCGUCGUGGGCGGCGAGGACGGGACCGAGAGGAUCACGGGCGUGCCUAUCGUCUGGGGAGGACGGCCUUUAGAACACUGUGUUGCUCAGGAGGACCUGUGGCCACGGAUGAGAAAUUUUCUGGUCAAGCACGUUCGUGACGAGAGUCCUUGGUAUCAGCAGCACAAGAACGAUUGAUGCCCUGGUUCGCUGUACUGUAAAAAAACAUUUAGUGAAAUCACUGUUUAUAUAUAUACUUCGUUAACAUCAGAACUCUAGAGGUAGUGCCAAGGAAAGCAAUAGACGGGUAUGGUUCACUGGAAAUCUCAACGACCAGUAUUCUAAUAAAGAAGCAAUUUUC
Messenger RNA from Penaeus indicus, 950 nucleotides. Its product is annotated as acyl-coenzyme A thioesterase 1-like. The record is from RefSeq and is a predicted model, not a curated record. Gene Ontology annotation, molecular function: fatty acyl-CoA hydrolase activity. The transcript has a single exon. NCBI's taxonomy places the organism in Eukaryota, Metazoa, Arthropoda, Malacostraca, Decapoda, Penaeidae. The coding region runs from base 2 to 787 and encodes 261 amino acids. Gene Ontology annotation, biological process: acyl-CoA metabolic process; fatty acid metabolic process.